UGCAAAUUUUAGGGUUCCAACAGGUCCUUUACCUGGUUUCUUCUAUCUAUGUGGCGUAGAUUUGAACCUGCAACUUAAUUCACUUCUGUUUGGUUUAUUUAUUCUUCUCUACUGCUGCUUUAGCGUUCAACCACCUAUCUCCAUCAACUUUCAUAUUCUUUUCCCAAAAACAAAAGAUGGCAAAUUAUAGAACAACUGGAGCUGAUUCUUCAUCCAGCAGUAGCAAUGGUGAGCAAUCAUGGGUUUUGAUUAGUCCUAUUAGGGUUGACGAAGAAGAAAAUACUGUUAUGUCUUACAGUCAACCUGCAAUUGGGUCAUUAAAUUCUGAAGUUGCUUCCUCGUGCAAUGGAAGCAACACUGAGCAAUUGCCCAGCCUUAGUAUUGAUGAAGAAGAUUGUACUAGCAUUUCUCUCAGUCCACCUGAAGAAAGGUCAUCCGGUUCAUCAUCCUAUUCUUCUGCAGAACAGUCCCUCCAAAAGCAGUCUAUCAAAGACAUUCACAAAAUACAGGCUAACUUGCAGCGAUUCGAAGUGGACACCCUGAAUUCCAUUCACAUGCUCACGACACACAUCCAGGCUUCUUUCUCUGAGGUCGGGAAAGAAAUACAUGUUCUACAGAACACUAUGAUGAAUCUUUCGCAGGGUACAGAGGAAACAAAACCUGUGGAGACUUAUAUUCUGCAAUUCAUCUUCAGCAGGCGAAACCCUAUUGAGAACAAAGAAGACAGCAUUGAGGCAGUGAAAGAGCACAUACUUAAAAGAAUACUGGGGUUCGAAGAUUCGCAGCUUCCAAAAAUAAAAUAUGUGCUCAAGUCAGAUUUUACUAAAGUGCUAGUAGUAUUUGCCGAUUCUUUUUCUAAAGAAAUAGUUUUACGGCGGGCAAAUGAACGGAGGCAAAUGAUGGCAGGAGCAGAUAUUACUAUAUUUGACUGGACUCAAUAAAAAGACUUGGAAUAUCACAAGAACAUGAGAGAAUGCUGGCUUGUCCUCGGGUUAGGGUUAGUUUAAGAAUUCGGUAGUUAGGAGAUAAUUUAGGUUUGAUCUAAAUCAGGGCAAUUAUUUUGUGAUCAAGCAUCUACCUGUUUGUUUGUAUGAUUCAGUGGGCAAAAAUCACUUCCGAACAAAGAAUUUAAGUUCGUCCAUGUAAACCUUUUGGUAUUUCAAGAAAAACAGAAACUCCUUAAAACACUUCGGUAUUUCAAGAAAAUCAGAAACUGCUGCUUGGAAUGAAAAAAAUGCUGCUCCGAAUUUUCGUAAUUCCAUUGUUUAUGUCUUUGAAAUAAAUCAAUUGUUGCUUGAA
Molecule: messenger RNA, 1299 nt
Organism: Cryptomeria japonica (Japanese cedar)
Lineage: Eukaryota; Viridiplantae; Streptophyta; Pinopsida; Cupressales; Cupressaceae
Exons: 2
Coding region: 177-941 (254 amino acids)
Source: RefSeq, a predicted model, not a curated record